Messenger RNA from Trichoderma atroviride IMI 206040, 1102 nucleotides. RefSeq lists its product as uncharacterized. Lineage: Eukaryota; Fungi; Ascomycota; Sordariomycetes; Hypocreales; Hypocreaceae. The record is from RefSeq and is a predicted model, not a curated record. Gene Ontology annotation, molecular function: methyltransferase activity.
CGCUUCCUAGGGCACCAUGUAUGACGACGAUGACACCACGUUUUCGCUGGUGUCAACAGCGUCGGUGACGGAUGCGACGAGCGUCACGACGCGGACAGAGCUCGAGAAUGCGGACGACGACAUUGAUUUCGAAAUCGACGACGCCACGAGCGACUUCGAGAGCGGCUGGGAGGUUUCAUCAGGGCCGUCCACCUCCGUGCCCCCGAGCGUUUACGAAGACGAGAUCGCCUACGGCCGGCGCUAUCAUGGCUUCCGCAGAGGCAUCUAUCCCAUGCCGAAUGACGAGGUCGAGCGUCACAGAGAGGAAACAGUCCACGCCCUGUUUCUCCAGCUAAUGGGCGGGCAUUUGUUCUAUGCCAACAUUGGCGAUUACCCCCAGAAAAUCAUUGACAUCGGAACUGGCAUUGGCAUUUGGCCCAUAGAUGUCGCUGAUCAGCAUCCAAGCGCAAGCGUCAUUGGCACUGACCUUUCACCCAUACAACCACCAUGGGUGCCUAUCAACGUGCGCAUGUUUAUAGAGGAUAGCGAGGAGCCCGAGUGGCUCCACGGAUCAGAUUUCGACCUUGUACACUUCCGACAAAUGACUCAUGUGUUUCGAAACCUUCAGGGCCUUCUCACCAAGAUAUAUCCACAUGUCAAGAAUGGUGGCUGGGUGGAAUUCCACGAACUCAUUUUUGAAAUCCGGUGCGACGAUGGAUCUAUGAAAGAAGACGACCCCCUUCGAGUGUUUAUCGAGACGAUGAAAAAUGGCUUGCGAGUUUACGGCAUCAAUAUUCUUACCAUCAAUGAGCUUGAGCAGAUUCUUGGAGAAGCUGGAUUCACAAACGUCCACUGCAUCACAAAAAAGGUGCCGAUAUCGACCUGGCCGCGCGACAAGACACUGCGAGCUCUAGGCGUUUUCAUGAAAACAACCAUUAACGAUUCUCUUGGAGCCAUGGCCGCGAAACCCCUGGCAGCCCUCAACCUCUCUCCAGCACAACGAGUGGCCAUGCUGGAAGCAGCGCGAGAGAGCCUGGACGACACCUCGAUCCAUCGUUACAUCAACUGCUGUGUCUGUUACGCGCAAAAGAGAGAAGGCCACUAUGCCGAGACCCUCUACUGA